CCCGUCCGUCCGGCCUCCGGAGAUGGUGAUCUGCUGCGCCGCGGCCAACUGCUCCAACCGCCAGGGCAAGGGCGACAAGCGGGACGUCUCCUUCCACAGGUUCCCCUUAAAGGACUCCAAGCGGCUGAUCCAGUGGUUAAAAGCAGUUCAAAGAGAUAACUGGACGCCCACCAAGUACUCUUUCCUCUGCAGUGAGCAUUUCACCAAAGAUAGCUUCUCCAAGCGCCUGGAGGAUCAGCAUCGGCUUCUCAAGCCCACAGCUGUGCCUUCCAUCUUCCAGCUGUCGGAGAAGAAGAGGGUCAAUCGUGGCCAUGCCCGAAGUAAAAGGAAGGAGGCCAGCCAAGUCCUAGUCGGGGCGAGAGACCCCUCCAAGGAAGGAGGCCGUGAAGCAGAUAAGAGCUCAUCGUUCUCUUUGGAUCAAGGAUCGAUGGUCAAGCAAGAGACUGGAAAGAUGGAGCGGGUGACUAGGAAGGCUGACAUUGGGUCAAGAUCCGGCCCAGGAGAAAAUAUUCCCGUCCAAUUGGAAGCACCUUUGGUGAGGACUUUGAGCGAUGGCUUGACUUCAACGCCGGGCACCCAGAGAAGGCCGGAGAGGCCCGCGGUAGAACUUUGCCCCUCAGCCAACACCCACAACGGGAGUUGGAUAGCCGAUCGGAGCGGCAUUUCCAUCGAUGAUUUUACCCCUCCGGGAUCCGGGGCCUGUAAGUUUAUCGGCUCGCUUCAUUCCUACAGCUUUUCCUCUAAGCACACCCGAGAGAGAUCGUCCCUUCCGAAGGAGCAACCGGACAGGAAGAGGCCGAAGAGGGACGCGGAGCCCAGCUGUAGCGGCAACGGCGCGGGACCCGAAAGGUGCUUAACGGAAAGCGGCCCUAGUUCGUCCCUCACCGCCACUCCGCAGAAACCUUCCCAGAGUUGGUCGGCUCCCCCCGCGGACUUGACUCCGAAGCCAGCGACAGAAGCGGUGCUAGGCCAAAAGGGGGACACCGACGCCAACCCCAUGUCCAUAAACGAGGUCAUCAUGUCGGCCUCGGGGGCUUGCAAACUCAUUGACUCCCUCCAUUCAUAUUGCUUCUCCUCUCGGCAGAGCAAAAGCCAGGUUUGCUGCCUGCGGGAGCAGGUAGAGAAGAAGAACGGAGAGCUCAAGCUGCUCAGGCAGAGAGUCAGCCGUUCUGACAGCCAAGUGAAGAAGCUGAGGGAGAAGUUGGAUGAACUGAAGAGGUUCAGUUUCCCAUUUUUGAGCAACCUGCUGUCCUCGAACUGCGAGACCCCCAAGAUGAAUCCUGUUGUGGAACCUCUAUCCUGGAUGCUAGGCACCUGGCUCUCAGACCCCCCAGGAGAUGGCAUCUUCCCUACGCUGCGGCCCUUUCAAUAUCUGGAGGAGGUGCAUAUCUCCCACGUGGGGCAGCCUAUGCUGAACUUCUCGUUCAACGCCUUCCAUCCAGACACUAGGAAACCAAUGCACAGGGAAUGUGGAUUCAUUCGCCUCAAGCCUGACACCAACAAGGUGGCCUUCGUCAGCGCCCAGAACACAGGUAUCGUGGAAGUGGAGGAGGGUGAAGUGAACGGACACGAACUGUCCAUAGCAUCGCACUCCAUAGCUAGGAUCUCCUUUGCCAAGGGGCCUCACGUCGAACAGAUUACCCGAAAAUUCAGACUGAAUUCCGAAGGGAAAUUAGAACAGACUGUCUCCAUGGCAACCACUACACAGCCAAUGACUCAACAUCUUCAUAUCACCUACAAGAAGGUGACACCUUAAAGUGGGGAGACAGUUCCCCCACCGAGACAGUGAAGCCCAGACACUGCAAUGAGGACAGAAGCAGCUCAGGAAGGAAACACAACAACUUGUAUCACAACAGCCCAGAUCUGCUGACACAACUGGGAAGUAAAGUUACCCACGGGAUUGAGAAUGUUACUACGAUAUUCAUGUAACAGUAUAGAGAAACCAAAUAAAAGGCCCUUAUUUUUAUGG
Tachyglossus aculeatus (Australian echidna) is the source of this 1969-nucleotide messenger RNA. It is a transcript of the gene THAP4, whose product is annotated as THAP domain containing 4. The transcript is spliced from 6 exons. The record is from RefSeq and is a predicted model, not a curated record. The coding region runs from base 23 to 1756 and encodes 577 amino acids. Lineage: Eukaryota; Metazoa; Chordata; Mammalia; Monotremata; Tachyglossidae.